Acanthamoeba castellanii str. Neff is the source of this 1218-nucleotide messenger RNA. Its product is annotated as cellulase (glycosyl hydrolase family 5) subfamily protein. Bases 1 to 1218 code for a protein of 405 amino acids. The record is from RefSeq and is a predicted model, not a curated record. Gene Ontology annotation, molecular function: hydrolase activity, hydrolyzing O-glycosyl compounds. NCBI's taxonomy places the organism in Eukaryota, Discosea, Longamoebia, Acanthamoebidae. Gene Ontology annotation, biological process: glucan catabolic process. The transcript has 8 exons.
AUGCGGACCACUCUCAUCCUGUGCGUCCUCUUGAUCCUUGCCUUGUCCGGCGCCACGGGCCAGAAGUACUUUGGGGUGAACCAGCCGGGCCUCGCAUUCAGUUCGAGCAAGCUCCCGGGCACCGCGUGGAAAGACUACCCGCUCGUGGGCACCCCCUCGCUCGACUACUUCUCCCUCAAGGGCAUGAACACCGUCCGCGUCGGAGUGCUCUGGGAGCGUCUUCAGCCCGUGCUCAACGGUGGCAAUGGCCCCUUCGAUCAGACCUACGUCGGUCAAUUGAACACGACGGUCAACUACAUCACCAAGGUCAAGCUCCAGUACGUGCUGCUGGACGUCCACAACUACUUCCGCUACCGCGGCCAGCUCAUCGGAUCGGCCAACGUCUCCUACACGGCCUUCACCAAGUUCUGGUCGAAGCUGGCCUCGCUCUACGUCGACAACCCGAAGAUCAUCUUCGGCACCAUGAACGAACCCAACGGCGUCUCAGCCCUCAUGACCCUCACCGCCGCCAACGCCGCCAUUGCGGGCAUCCGUGCGUCGGGCGCCAAGGCGCACCAGCAAUUGAUUACGAUCAGCGGGAGCGGUUGGUCGUCGGCAGAGUCAUGGAUGGGGAGCAACAGCAACACGAUGGCGCCGUCCAACAUCACCGACCCGCUGAACAACUGGUACUACGAGAUGCACCAGUACUUUGAUGGCGCUGGGGGCACCACCGUGUGCAAUCCCGUCUGGAACGUUCAGGGCAAGCUCGGACCGGUCACCACGUGGGCUCGCACUAACAAAGCUAAGAUCUUCUUGGGCGAGUUUGGCCUCAACGACUCCGAUCAGUGCUUGGCUCUCCUGGAGACGCUCAUGACCUUCCUCAAGAACAACACGGACGUGUGGCACGGAUGGACGUGGUGGUCGGCCGGGUCGUGGUGGCCGGCGGACUACGUGAACCUGAUUGAGCCCAACGCCGAUGGGACCGACCGCAACCGGAUCAUGUCCACCCUCCGGAAGUACUUCCCCAGCGUGGCGCCCAGCCGCUCGCCCUCGCGCAGCCCGACCAGGACUCCCAGCCCUACGAGGUCGCCCUCGCGCACGCCGUCGACCACACCCACGCGCAGCCCGACCAGGACGCCCAGCCCUACGAGAUCGCCCUCGCGCACGCCGUCGACCACACCCACGCGCAGCCCGACCAGAACGCCCAGUCCGAGCCGGACCGCCUCCCCGAGAGUGUAG